Candidula unifasciata is the source of this 462-nucleotide messenger RNA. The record is from the annotation of a GenBank genome assembly. NCBI's taxonomy places the organism in Eukaryota, Metazoa, Mollusca, Gastropoda, Stylommatophora, Geomitridae.
AUGCAGGAGGUAGGAAUCGAUGAAGAUACCGCUGCAGAAGAAUUCAACUAUAACGGCGUUACAAAAGAUCUGGACAGGAUGGACAUACUGGCCAUCGAGUCCCGCAGGAGAAACUGGUUGCGCAGUCAAGGGUUGGAAGUGAGCGAUGAAGCUUUUCAGGAAACCUUGGAAGCUACCAGAGAGGAGAUCAUCAGGACGUGUCCAGUUCGGCCCAAGAAGCACCAGGUGUGUGUGUUCUGUAAAAACAACAAGGAGAGGGAAGAAGUCUACACCUCGCAUAUGCUCAAAGACAGUCUGGACCGGGUUAUCUGCCCUAUUCUUUCCAAGUACACUUGCCCUGUAUGUUAUGCAACUGGAGCAAAUGCACACACUAAAAAGUACUGCCCAAAAUAUGACGGAAUUUCAACUGUCAACUUGCUCCUGCAGACACCACGUAACUGUUCUGGCAAGUAUAGAAAAUAG